Messenger RNA from Salvelinus fontinalis (brook trout), 5736 nucleotides. RefSeq names its product synaptotagmin-C-like. Gene Ontology annotation, biological process: regulation of calcium ion-dependent exocytosis; cellular response to calcium ion; calcium-ion regulated exocytosis. The record is from RefSeq and is a predicted model, not a curated record. Bases 1007 to 2695 code for a protein of 562 amino acids. Gene Ontology annotation, molecular function: calcium ion binding; clathrin binding; phosphatidylserine binding. The transcript is spliced from 14 exons. Lineage: Eukaryota; Metazoa; Chordata; Actinopteri; Salmoniformes; Salmonidae. Gene Ontology annotation, cellular component: membrane.
ACACUGCCUCUACCUUCCCCUCCCAUCCCCGGGCUCUGCUCGGCUCUCUCUCCCCUCUCUACCACACAUAUACAUCAGUAUGUCUUUAGCACGGGUAGCGCUAUACAGUCAGCGAGCGGAGAAGGAGCCCGUUUAGUAUUCCGAGCACAGGGGAAAGAGAGGGAGGGAGGGGAGAGUGAAAUAAAAAGAAAAAACGAGGGUGAGAAGACAGAAAACACAUUCCAAGACAAGAAAAUAGGAAAGAAUGAGAGGGGAGCGGAGAAAUAGCAUAUUGUUCAUUUCUCCCUCUCAGUCUACCCCUCCGCCUUAUUCUUCCAUCCCAGUGAAAGGAAAAUUGAAGUCCCUCAAGAAAGAGUGACGUCUGAUGUGAAAUGAAGUGGAAUAUUUCAAAGGACGUGCUGACGUUACCAUAAUCUCUGCAUAAUAGUCGCUACACAGCAGGUGAUGUUGGAGCCAUUUAUAAGACAUUCUAUGAAUCUAGGUUGGAGGAAAACCAGGAAAACUACUGCAUUCAAUUGAAUCCGAUUGGAACUACAUUACCCAGAGCUGAACCGUGCUCUAAAUGCUGUUAGCGCUAUCCCUAUCUCUGUGACAUUAGAAAAAGAAGAACACAAACUAUUAUACGGUUAUGCAUUUGUUGGAAGCAUAACCAAGUGUUGUUCAGCUGUAUCUUGGUGGAGAAGACAUUUCAAACAUGACAGGGACUCCUAGGCUUUACAAACAACUCUAAUACAGGAAAAGACAAAGGGGUGGGUUUGGCUCACACAUUUAUGGGCGUGUCAGUCAUGGAGGGUCUCUGCUAUACUCCGCCUAAGUAGACAGCGUCUGACAGAGCCCCUCCCCUUAUUGGUCCAAUCUCCACCGGCCCCACCCAUUUCUCCAGACCCUCCAAGGAACGUGGCCGGAUUGAACCUCUUCUCACCCAGGUGCCGUCCGUUUGGUGAGGGCGGCGAGGGCUGUGCUGUGAUUGGUUGACUGCGGGUGGAAGUGCAAUGCGGAUUGGAGGAUGUCGGGGGACUGGGAUGAAGACCACCUGUGUAAGAAAGCGCUCACUCUGGUGGAGGAGUUGUGCUUACACUCCUCAGCGAAGGACAGCCAUGAAGCCAGCUGCCGAGACUUCGUCGACAUGAUGAGGGGACAGCAGCACGAAACAGAGAUCUCUGUCAGCCUGUUGUCGGUGAUCGUGACGUUCUGCGGGAUCGUCCUUCUCUCAGUCUCUCUCUUUGUCUCCUGGAAGCUCUGUUGGUUGCCAUGGCGAGACAAGGAGGGUGGUGGCCUGAGCUUGACAUCGGGGCUGAUGCCCGGGGGCGUGGGUGGGAUGGGCGGCAGUGGGGGGGCCUCCCUCCUACCUCCUGUCAUGCAGAGGAAGGCGUCCCACUCCUCACUCUACCCCUCCCUGGCCCAGCCCCAGCAGCAUCACCCCCACUUCUCUGACCUGGUGGGGGUGGAGAGUGGCCAGGGGGUGGGGGGCGUGGUGGGAGGCCCGGAACAGACCCAGGAACACUCCUACCUGGACAUGGACUCCUACCCCAACAACGCUGGGAAUCUUAAAUUGAGCCAGACGUCUCCAGAGUUGCCCCCCACCACUGAGGGGGGAGCCGCCCCACCCCACAAAGACAUGCCCAACGCCCACUCCCAGCAGCAGGUCACUGCACGGCCCAAGCCCAUGACUCACCAGUUGUCCAGCCCUGAUUUCCAUGGUGAGGAGAAGAGCGAGCAGGUGACCAGCAUUGGCCAAAUCAAACCGGAACUCUACAGACUGCGUGGGGGCGACCAGGGGGAAGGGAAAACGGGGGACAAUUGCGGCAAGAUCAGCUUCCUCCUGCGCUACGCCUUCAAUACAGAGCAGCUAGUGGUAAAGAUCCUGAAGGCUGUAGACCUGGCUGCCAAGGACGCCAACGGCUUCUCAGACCCCUACGUCAAGAUCUACCUACUGCCAGACAGGAAGAAGAAGUUCCAGACCAAGGUCCACAGAAAGACCCUAAACCCUAUCUUCAACGAGACGUUCCAGUUCGGUGUCCCCCUGGCAGAGCUGCACUCCCGGAAGCUACACUUCUCUGUCUACGACUUUGACCGCUUCUCCAGACAUGACCUGAUUGGCCAGGUGGUUGUGGACAACCUUCUGGACUUCAGCGAGGGCACAGGGGAAAAGCCUGUCUGGAGGGACAUCGUGGAGGGCACUGCGGAGAAGGCUGACCUGGGGGAGCUGAACUUCUCUCUGUGUUACCUGCCCACGGCAGGUCGGCUCACCGCCACUGUCAUCAAGGCCACCAACCUCAAAGCCAUGGACCUCACCGGCUUCUCAGACCCGUACGUGAAGGCUUCUCUGAUAUGUGAUGGCCGCAGGCUAAAGAAGAGGAAGACAUCCAUUAAGAAGAAUACAUUGAACCCCACGUACAACGAGGCUCUAGUCUUUGACAUCCCUCAUGAGGACAUCGACAGGGUGUCCAUCAUCAUCGCUGUCAUGGACUAUGACUGUAUUGGUCAUAAUGAAGUCAUAGGAAUGUGUCGUGUGGGCAGUGACGCUGAGGGUCCUGGGAGGGAGCACUGGACUGCCAUGCUGGCCAACCCCCGCAAGCCCAUAGACCACUGGCACCAGCUCGUCGAGGAAAAACUUGUGGCCUCAUUUGUGUCAAAGAGUCCCGCAGCCUCUCCCAAGCCUCACAUCGUGGUGGACAGUCCUCACUCUGAGUAGAACUGUUAUUAUCAUCUUUCCAGUUCCAGACUUUCCUUUCAUUCUGCUUAUCUGUGAAUAAUUCUCUCCAUCAAACAAAGAGAGAUAAGGAGACACAUCGACUGCUACUGCUGUUCUACUGCUAUUGCUGAAUAUUCCAACUCCUGUCCUGUUGCAACGAAGCACAGGAAAACAGAAUCUACAUUCUAUACAAGCAACACUUAGAACGCUCACACACACACACACACACACACACACACACACACACACACACACACACACACACACACACACACACACACACACACACACACACACACACACACACACACACACACACACACACACACACACACACACACACACAGUGCUUCAGGUUAGUGCCAGUAAUUCAUCCAGGAGGAGUGUGAUGAUGCACAUUUCUCCCUCCAAUCAGACCUGGGCCUAAGGUUUCUGCACUGUAUGGACUUCAAAAGGCAAACCGUGUCAAUGCUUUACUUUAGGCCAUUAGUAUACAAGUGUAGGAGUUAGGAAACAUCCAUGUAGUGUUUCAGCAGGACAAACAUCAGUUGUGGAGACUCUAGUCUAGUCCAUUCUUGAGGCCUGGUUUGGGCCCUCUGGAUCUGGGCUUUUCUGGCUUUUAGCUGGAGGAAGCAACGUUUGCCGGUUGUUAUUAUUGAUGUCAGGGGAGGGAGAAAUGUGGAUGAACCCAUCUGCUGAAGCAUGUUACGUAACCUUGAAAUGUGUCCCUUCAAAUCAUUCUUUUGUCACCUUCUUCAUGGUGCUCAUUAAUGUGAAUUUGCUUUUAUUUUUCUAUUUGUUUGGUUUUGGGGGUUUGUGUAAUAAUAAUCAUCCAGAAAGGAAUUUAUCCAUACCAUUUUUUUACGAUCCACUAAGGAUGUGACCGUGAGUACUUGAAGACCUGAACUAUUUGAGCGCCUUGGGAUGUUACAGGAAAAGUGUUCCCCUGUUUGGACAUACUGGCAGACUUUACCCCAGAGGACUCUACAGGGGAACUGUGAUGAGGACGGACCUGCUCGGCUUGGAGUGCACUUACUGGAAAUGUAUCCUACAGGGAAGGAUUUCACCAUUAUAUUGAAUUUUUCUAUCAUUCCAAGAUUUUGUUUUUCAGGAAAGACAUUAUUUAAUUUGAAAAGAAAAAAAUGUCUGCAGUCCAUCAUGUCUCCGACUGGACGACAACGUUAGAAGGACACACACAUUUGUGUUGCUUUGAUUUGUGUGUAUUUCUGUGUUUGUGUGUGUGUGUGUUUUGUAUUCGUGUGCGUCUGUGUGUGUAUGCCUGUGUGUCUGUGUGUGUGUCACUGUGACCUUCUGUGUGACACGUUUCUGUGCUCAUGCCGUCCCUAUCUUCUACCGGUCCUCGCGGCCCCACACCAUUCCUAGCAUCCACAGACUGAAACUCCUGUCUUUGAACAAAAUGUGUCUUCUGUCCUGUGUGUCUUAGAGGAACCAUUUUUGUGUAGGACCCAUUGCACUUGGUGGGGAGUGGGAUACUUAUGAUCCCUGAUGAACAGUCGGUCUCUCACAGAGAUUAGAGUGUAUUGUCUGUGUUGUUUCCCAGAUCAGCUGUCAGUCACUCAAAAGUGCCCCCCUUGCCUGAUUUAAGUAACUGUGUUGGUUGUGUACUUCUUUUAGUAAAUGUGUACUGUGUGUCUGAGGGGAAACCAGUUGGCACCGUGAUGUUAGAUACGUUUUGAUUACUUGAGGUAGAAUUUUUGGGCUGAGUAAUGACUCUUUUAUGUCCCCUAGCAGUCCCUCCAAACGGGGAGACAGAGAGGGGGUAGCCAUGUCCUUUAUCUUUAGUGAAAUAUGAUGACCCCCUGUUGACGCUCUGCACUUCCUCUUUAAGCACCAUGUGGCUACUGCCAUGAGAGAACCAUGUCUACCACCACUUCUGCUACUAUAACCUCAACUAACAGCACUACUAAUGCUAUGGCUGCCAUUUCCCCUUAAACGCAUUCAGGGGGAUCCAGUUACUAUUCCAACUUCAGGCCAAGGAAGUGCAGGGAUGCUUACUGUAUGCUUGGUAUGUACACAGAUUAAAGCCGUAUAUCCCAUAUCAUAGCCAGAAGUUUUCCAUCUGGAACUGUAUGUCAGCUCAGGUUGUUCUGGGAGGUCAUUGAUCUGCCUGUAUAAGUAGAUACUAUAGUAUUGAUCCAUUGGCCUAUCUCCAGGCUCUGUCUCUAUCCCUCACAAUCCACAUGAUUCUCUGCCCCAUAACACUGUGGUGUUAGCACUCACUCAGCACUGGAGGUUGCUAGUGUGCUCUCAGUAUUACCCUCCACCUCUCUCACUCUCUCUCUCUCUCUCUCUUUAUAUAUAUAUAUAUAUAUAUAUAUAUAUAUAUAUAUAUAUAUAUAUAUAUAUACCUUUCUCUUUCCCCCUUUAUCUCUUUCUAUACCUGUCUCUCGCUCUCUUUGAUUGCUUGUUCUCCCACUCUAUUUCUGAAAACUCCCUUUUCCCCACUUCCCUCUCUCACCACACAGCCAUUCACCCCCCCUCUCCGCCUCCCUCCAUCUUGCCCGCUCUCUCUGUGUCUAGGACUCCUCUGUCUCUCUCAGUGUUAGUGCAGUUCUGAAUGUACAUGGGGAAACGUGUGUGCAUGCUUAUAUUAACAUGAAUGAUGUCAACUUGAUGCAAUGAAAAUUAAAUAAGUGAUGCUUUAAGCAAAACCUGACAAUGAACCUGAUAUUAAUAUUACUAAUGACGAAAAUGGAGACCUAGCAAUCGUUAUCUCUGUAAUCAAAACAAUGAUGAUAAAUAACAUUGUUUAUCCUGUAUAUCUUCAUUAAAUAGUUAUUCCUGAUUUAAUUUUUGAAUCUUUUUUAAAAACAUAAUUUCUUCAGAAGUUUACUUUUUAUAUGGGUUAAACAGAUAAAUAGACAUUUGAACAGAAGUGAGACAUUCAGUCAGGAUGCUUGUUUCAGCCAGAGAACUAGGGGGAGGAGGGUGAAGAGGAAGAUGAUGUAGGUGAACGUGUGGGAGAUGUUGUGGCUGAAGCAAUGAUCAUGGAAAUAAAGGAUAUGUAUCAUCCAGCCUCA